Metarhizium robertsii ARSEF 23 is the source of this 816-nucleotide messenger RNA. RefSeq lists its product as uncharacterized. Lineage: Eukaryota; Fungi; Ascomycota; Sordariomycetes; Hypocreales; Clavicipitaceae. The transcript has a single exon. The coding region runs from base 1 to 816 and encodes 271 amino acids. The record is from RefSeq and is a predicted model, not a curated record.
AUGUCAUUGCCAAAGCCAAGAAGAUCAUAUCAAAGACUCAUAACUCUGGGCAACACGACGGGCUAUGAAGGCGUUUCGGCAUCCCACAGCAAGAGUGCAUGGGCUGGCGUUGACGCCGAAAUCAAAGCCAUCAUCAACAUCCUGGACAAGAUUGGAGAAAACGGCAAACAGAAUGACGAGUUGCUCAAGGAUGAGCAACAUCACAUCUCCGUCGUUGUUGCCAAACUGAACGAGAAGCUUGACGUUGAGCCACAGCCUAAACCUCUUCAGGCCUGGGAUAAACAUGCCAACGCCACCUUGACACCUCAAGUCAGCAGCGUCGAGGUUGAGAUCAAGAGUAUUCUGUCUAAGCUCCAGAAGACCAAAGUCCAGGGCGAAGCUGUGAUUGUUCAUCAGGUCAACCUGCUCGUGCGGCUGCUGAGUCUGUUGCCUGCAAAGGUGGAGGCUGAGAUCAAGGCUGGUGCUAUCCGCAACCGUGGUGUGCAUAUCGACGUUGAAGUUCAUGAGCUCACACUGAGGCUUGCCAAACUUCUCACAAUCAAGGCUGGCAUCAACACUUGGAAUCUCAAGAGCGCCAACGCAAGUGCCAAUGUCAAUGCCGAGAUUCAUAGCGUUCUUGUGAAAGUGCUUGGUCUCUUGAGAGUAAAGGCUAAUGGUGAUGCCAAGGCUGGUGUCUCGCACAACCAAACCAUCAGUGGGGAUGUGAGCUCAGAGGACAGCAAGAUUCAGCUUCUUGAGGGUCUGCUGAAGGUCCUUGCCGAAGCUGAUGUCGAUGGCAAGGCCAAGACCGACGCCGAUGUCAAGACCAAUGCUUAG